CCUUUACAGUUAACAAAAUGAAGUGGAUAUUAACGUUGUUGUUCAUCUGCCUGACAUCGGAGUUAGUCAGCUCUGAAACAAAUUUGCCGCCUGUAUUUACACAGACCCUAAAUAAUAUAGUGUUGUACGAGAAUGUGCCCGUGGGUACAGUGGUCUUUCAGCUAGAGGGGUACGAUCCAGAAGGCAGCAAUGUCACAUUCAGUUCGAUUGGAUCGGAUCACUUCAGUGUGGAUGCAGUUUCGGGAAAUAUAACACUAGUCAAGCCCUUGGAUCGCGAGGAAACGGAUAGUUUGACAUUUUUAGUAUCGAUCAGGGAUCGUGUGGAUCCAGCUGGGGAAUCUGAGCAGGAUAAUGUUGUGCAACAACCCAUUACAUUCAUCAUCCUCGAUGAGAACGAUAAUCCACCAGAGUUCCAAGAUACGCCAUAUGAGGCGGAUGUCAACGAGGAUGCAGCUGUGGGCACAACGAUUUUCAAUAAGAUAUUGGUCAAGGAUCGGGACACUAUCGGUGACAGCCUGGAUCUCAAAUGUCUGCCACAACAGCAAAGUCCAGAAGCAUGCAGCAAGUAAGUUCAUAUCAAAGACUAA
This is a messenger RNA of Drosophila innubila, 587 nucleotides long. Its product is annotated as cadherin-87A-like. Gene Ontology annotation, molecular function: calcium ion binding. The record is from RefSeq and is a predicted model, not a curated record. Gene Ontology annotation, cellular component: membrane. Lineage: Eukaryota; Metazoa; Arthropoda; Insecta; Diptera; Drosophilidae. Gene Ontology annotation, biological process: homophilic cell-cell adhesion. The transcript has 3 exons. Bases 18 to 569 code for a protein of 183 amino acids.